CUCUGUCGUUUUGGUGACGUCAUUAUGAAUUCUCACACACGCGGUACAGUCAGCAGUGUUCCCUUCCUAUUAAGACGACAAAUAUAAUUCCAGAUUAUCUCCGAAAAAUUGUCGGUUAAACGACAAAAGAGCAAGCCAGGAUGGAUCCUGACCCGAGCGAAGGUGCAGCUCUCGACAGCUGGGAAGAACAGGCAGAUCCUGGACCGGGAAAUCACGGAGAUACGGUCGACAUUGGCAGUCAGUUCUCGGCACUGAACGUUAAUGCGAAGCCCUUCGUUCCCAACGUGAAUGCGCCAGCGUUUGUUCCCAAUUUCGGGAAUUAUACCCCUAAAACCGAACCUUGCAGCACCAACGACAAGGAUGAGCCAUCAGGCCAGGCCUCACCAGCUCAAGACUCGGGCAUCGCAGAAGCCGAAGAUGAGGCCACACCCCAGCAACCUGUGCCUGAUGCCAAAGAGCCGGCGCCCCCUGACCUGGAUGGAAGGGAAGAGAAUGAGGAGGAAGAAAUAAACAGCAGUCCUUCCAGUGAGGAAGAAUCGGGAGCCAGGGCAGCUGCCACAACUGUAGCAGACACCGCCACCAAGUCAUCAAUGGCAACAUCCAGCAAGAAGACCAAGAAAACUCAGGACACCGAGAUCAAGGAGCGCAAGGUUCAGAUGGAACACGUCAACGUCAUCUUCAUCGGGCACGUCGAUGCCGGAAAGUCUACCAUUGGUGGUCACAUAAUGUAUCUGACGGGUCAAGUGGAUAAGCGAACCUUGGAGAAGUAUGAAAGAGAAGCAAAGGAGAAAAACAGAGAGAGUUGGUACCUGUCGUGGGCACUGGACACAAACCUUGAGGAACGGGAGAAGGGGAAGACGGUGGAGGUGGGCCGGGCCAACUUUGAGACGGGGAAGAAACACUUCACCAUCCUGGAUGCGCCGGGUCAUCGGAGCUUCGUACCCAACAUGAUCUGUGGGGCGGCACAAGCAGACCUGGCUGUUCUGGUCAUCUCAGCACGGAAGGGGGAAUUUGAGACGGGUUUUGAGAGAGGAGGCCAGACGAGGGAGCACGCCAUGCUGGCCAAGACAGCGGGGGUCAAGCACUUGGUGGUCCUCAUCAACAAGAUGGAUGAUCCUACCGUGGAGUGGUCAGAAGAGAGGUACGAGGAGUGCAAGACGAAGCUGAUCCCCUUCCUGAAGAAGGCCAGCUUCAACCCCAAGAAAGAUAUCUUCUUCAUCCCUGUGUCCGGCAUCACGGGAGCUAACCUCAAGGAUCCUGCAAGGGAGGUCUGUCCCUGGUACAAUGGACCAGCGUUCAUUCCCUACAUUGACAGCUUACCCUCACUGGGUAGGAAGCAAGACGGACCGUUGCGGAUGCCUAUCACAGACCGAUUCAAGGAUAUGGGAACCAUUUUGCUUGGCAAAAUUGAAGGUGGAAAGAUCAGAAAGGGCGACUCGGUCCUCAUGAUGCCUAACAAGACAAAUGUUGAAAUAUUACAAAUCACCUCCGAUGAAAACGACACAACGGAGGCAAAAGCAGGCGAGAACGUCAAGUUAAAAGUCAGGGGCAUUGAAGAAGAGGACGUGUCGCCAGGAUUCGUGCUGUGUGACACCAGCAGUCCUUGCCACACAUGCAAGGUCUUUGAUGCACAGAUUUUGAUUGCUGAACACAAGUCCAUCAUCUGUGCUGGCUACAGUGCGGUGCUACACAUCCACACAGCGGUGGAGGAGGUCCAGAUAACUACCCUCAUCGCCUUGGUCGACAAGAAGUCCGGGGAGAGGACCAAAAUGCGCCCCCGCUUCAUCAAGCAGGACCAGGUGGCCAUCGCGCGGUUUGAGUGUGCGGGAGUGCUGUGCAUGGAGACAUUUAACGACUUCCAACAAAUGGGACGGUUCACUCUGCGCGAUGAAGGAAAAACUAUUGGUUUUGGCAAAGUAUUGAAGCUCCGCUAAGUUAAAGAGUGCGCAGCAUGAGGCCAGUCUCAACCAGACUCCCACUGAUGUCCGAACAAACUGUAGCGGAGACAUGCGAGCCACCUCCACACAAUGAGAGAGUUGUUAACCGACCGAGCUAGGUUUCUCGUUUCUGAUGCCCAGCUAACAAUUUCACAGAUGCUGGGGUCUUGCAGAUAUUUUAUUGCCACACGAAGUAUGCCGAGUUUCUGCCUCCCUGUCUGGGGCACUGCAGCCGCACAGCUCAAGCUGUGAAUGAAAGGGCAUUCGCGAGUUGACGAAAUCAAGUCUGUUCUAACCCUGUGCUAAACUUUGUUGCGACUUCCUGGUCGUGAAACGUAUGCCAGUCAAUAAUGGUUGGUCCAGUGUUGGUGACAUGGCUGUUACAUGUACCCCAGUUGAUAUAUCACCAUGCAUUACAAAGAUCUACAAUGCAGAUCCAGUGGCAUAAUUGGGCUUAAUUUCUGAGGGAGCACCUACGAGGGUGCACAUAUUGUUUUCAAGGGGUCACCAAAAGCAAGUUAAGCGUGAGUUGUACCCGACCUGUUGCCAAAGGGAACAGUGUACACAUAUUUCCACAUUAGAGAUAGCUGAAUUGUUGCAAUUCUUUGAAAAUCCUAGUUUGUCUUGAUGACGGUGCCAUUUCAGCUGAACGGCAUACUUCUUGGAGGUAAUAAACCUCUGCUUGUAAUUUCUUUGUAGGGUACUCUGCCCUUAUUAUUCAACCCACUAGGAUGUGUGAGAAAGUCAUUGAAGUUGCCGGAUUGGGACUGUUGGAUUUAAUGCAUAUUUGAUUCCUUUUCAUGGUCUAUCAGAUAUUUACGAAUCUGUUCAACCAAAUUAUUGUUAUUUUCUUCAAAAUAAGAAAAGCUUUUAUAUGGACAUAUACAUGUAAAAUGAGGUUCGAACGAAAAAAUAUUUGACUAGGAAACUGAAUGCAGUCGCUUUUGCAGUUGCUGCUUCUAAGAUAUGUUCAAGGAUAUGACACGCUUUGUCAAAAGUGAGCCAUGUUUUUAAUUUCCAUUCUUGAGAAAGCCUUUGCAACAACUGUUGUAAAUUUUGCUUCACAUUUUGUGGAUUGUCUUUGAUCAUGUUAUGGCAAAAUAAGCCCAUGAACGUGUGCACUGCGUGUAUGCCCAUGGAAUGCAAAAUUUACACAUGUACACCCUAACUCCUGGUUUUAUUUUUUUCCAGCUAAGAACCUUCCUUAAUCCUUCAAAAUCAACCACUGGGCAGGAAACCAGUGACGUAUUCUUGGCAUUUCAACUUCUAAGGGACGAAAAGCUAUCCUCGGUCCUUCAAAAGAUUGAAUCCUGUGCUGAAGAAGCGAGCUUAUGGUGUGUCAUCUUGAGGGUCACUGUUUGCUUGGAAGAAUAUCUCCCUCGCUUGCUCACGCAUGUAUAGUCUAUUCUCUUGUAAGGUGCUUGGCUUCCAAGAAUGAUAGGCCAAUAAUAGGCCAUCCUGGGCCAUUUUGGCUGAAAAACAUAAUAUGGGGGAAAAGGCAAGCUAUAUGUCACUGAAGUUUUACAGUUGUAAAUGCAAACCUGACAAAUACUGACCCUUGAGAGACAUUGAGAGACAUUUGUACAAAUAUGUUCUAUUCUCCAGACUGCAGCUUUGUAAAGGCUUGCCAGUGAAGCAAUAUUUGCUACAACAGGCCAAGUACCAGCAGAGCAGCCUAGUUCAACACAUGGCCCAUCUUUGUAUACUUGCCUGGGCUGUUCUUUGCGUGUACAGAAGUAAUGGAGAUGAGAUAGCUGGAAACUCGAAAAAAAAAAAAAUGCUUGACGAUAAUACUUGUAUAUACAUGCACAUUACUAGAUCGUGCUUACGUGCCCUCCAAGGUGUGACCUGGUCAAUGUAGUGUUAGACUUUGCUGGAUUCUGGAAGCUUCUCAGCAAAAAAAAUAGCCCACGCAGUUAAUAGGGUUAAGAUUGCAUUGAAAUCAGUCGUUUAUGUAAACUGAUUUAAGGCUUUUGGUAAAACACUGGUGAAUAAGCUAAGAAUAAGUGGUGUUGAAUUGCAUCACAGGUAAUUUAUUUCCUUGACUUGCGACCGUGUAUAGUUUUCUUGUACAGACGUUAGUCUCUUCUAUUCUCCAAAUGCCCACUUAUGAGAGAAACUGUUGCCGGUUCCAGCUCAUUCUGCGGGCGUGGCUCGCAAUGUGGCCGUAUAAUACUUUUAACAAAAAGUCCUGUAAAACAGCUUUCACUUUUGAACCUAAGAAAACGACGUGUAGGUUACACGAGUACACUUUAACUAACUUUUAACUUCAGGAGGUGAGGUUACAUUUUACCGAUCUGGGUAUUAACAUAGACCCAGAUAAUUUUGGGCAAAUAAAUAUUGCUCCUUUUCUUUGUUCUCUUAAUCAUAUAUUCACGAUACCCAUUGGCAUUGUUCUUUUGUAGUAAACUCGAGAGUUCCUUUUUUUUCUGAAGUUGGCCUAGAUAUUGUGUUUUCUCCCAUGGUUAUAUAAAUUGUUAAAACUCUCUUCUGAGAAUACUUCUUGAAUUGCGUGGGUUUUGGAGACUCCUGCAUACUCGAUGGUUAUGCAUUCAAGAUGGCUUCUCUGUGUUUGCUUGCUUUUCUUUCUGUGGUUAUUAAAGCAAGUAGAGGCAAAAAGUGCACCUUUGCUGUCACCGAGAGGUUAUUGAUAGGGGUCUUGAUUUCUGUGGAGGUUCACUGUCUUUGUGCACUUCAGAAAGUUAGACCAAAAUAAGUCGCGUUGCCUGUGAUUAUAAGAAUUUGUUUUCUGACUUUUUUGCAAUUGGGCAACUUCUCCAUUCAUGGAAGAACCACUGAAACCCUGUCCAUCCAUUUCCAGACGAUCAUGUACUGUUUUUGUGUAAUGCAUGUACUGAGCACCUAAAGGAUACAACAGAACAUUAAUCUUGAUUCUAGGUGUUACUGUUUGACUUUCCAAAUCCUGAUCGUGUCAAGCUGAAAAAAAAACACUUCUACAGUACAUUUAACAAUGGUUUUAUUUCAGUGGUACCUGGCGACCACACGUUAUUGACCAUCAGAAUCACAGUCAAAAGAGAUGCCAUGUUAUCAAACUACAUGUGCCAGUACAUGUGUAAUGGCUUUUUUCCUAAGAACUAAUUUGAUUUGUAUGAGAAAAGUAAAAAACAUUACUUGCUCAUCAUGCUGGGUGUAUUAGUGGUCAUUGUUUCGAGGAAGUGAUGUUUCUGACAAGUUCCACAAACCAAGGAUUACAUUGCACACUAGCAUUUAUAGAUGUUUCUCCUUUCAAAGUGGAACAGGGUAUUUUAAAGAAAACCAUUUUUUUUCUACAGAUGCACUGCAACAAGGGUGAGCCUGCAUAAUUUUUUUGUUGUCACGUUGUGCCUUUCAUCACUGCGUGACAACAGUAUGACUGCCUGAAAGGCCUUUGUACUCAAUUUUUUUCUUUGAUGUCAACAAUUUGCAUGCUUAAAUUUUGACAUCAAAAAUUUGCACACUUAAUUUUUGACGCCAAAAAUGUACAUGGUGAAAUUCGUCUGAAAUACGUACAAUUGCGUGUUCAACAUGAAGUUGAACUAUAAAUGUGCAUUGCCACCUUCCGUAUCACAAAUUUGUGUUCAUGCUGGUUUUCAUGCCAAUUUCUAAACUGGCCUAUUAUGUGUGUUUGGAGGAGGGAAGUGAUCCGAUUGGCUUGGUCAAAGAACAGGUCAUCCUUUAUGCUCUGCAAAUUUGAUUCGGAAAAUACAGUCCAAGAGUUCCAAAGUGUGACAAAAUGGCCUUAUGUUGCCGAGUCUGACAGGUUUGGAUGGUAACUGUUACACCAAAAUGCUUCUGAAUCGGCAAAUUGAGUUUGGGACCCAGGUUUGCAAAGGUGGAAGGCACUGCUGCCACCAGUGUUAUUGUUAUUAGUAAGCUGAGAAUCAACCAAAGCUGUUCUUCUGCUUAUAUUUUGUUUUCUUUCAUGCUGAAGUCGGAACUAGACAGCACUUGCCCAUUACCGGGUGGCAUGUGUGCUGGCAAGGUAGUACCCAUACAAUAAUUGGUGACAAAAGGAGCAUAAAUGCCGACGUGUUUAAAUCUUGGUUUGGUGUUAUUGUACAACAGUUAAUAAAAAUGCUCAAUGAGUUGGAGAAACA
Molecule: messenger RNA, 6034 nt
Organism: Acanthaster planci (crown-of-thorns starfish)
Lineage: Eukaryota; Metazoa; Echinodermata; Asteroidea; Valvatida; Acanthasteridae
Product: eukaryotic peptide chain release factor GTP-binding subunit ERF3A-like
Molecular function (GO): GTPase activity; GTP binding
Source: RefSeq, a predicted model, not a curated record